GAACAGAAUGUUUCUUUUGUUUCUAUAACAGACCUAUGCUGACACGGUCGGAACCGCGCCUCCGCGUACCCACUCGUGGAGAGGCGCCUCCCAAGUCCUAUCAUGGCUCAAGGAGUUGCGGGUGAAAAUCUCACUCGCCUCACCGCUACGCGGAACCCGCAAGCAGUUUCACUGACGAGCUUAAUUCCAGACACGGGUCAGACUAAAAGACAAUGGCGCACAACCUUGAAGGCGUGGCCUCUCUUAGGCGAGAAGCAAGUUUGCAUUUAUUUGCAGUUUUUUUUUUUUCUCUUUCCCUACUGGACUCCCUCGCGUGAUAUGUGCGCAGGACAAUUUUCGAGCGAAACAAUAACUACUACGAAAGCCCCUGUAAUGCGGCAUAAGAAUGCGUAAACGUCACCUCCGGUUCGCAGGUGCUUGAAGGUAGGGAUAUUCCGCUGACGGCAGCAAAAGGGAAAGGAACAAUUCACUUUUAAGAGUAACUGUAAGGACAGUUCUUUUCUAGCCGGAGCAGCGAAAAAGAUAACUCGUGGUUGUUGCGGGAUCUAUUCGAGCAUGCUGUAGCGAAAGCAGGACCUCUCACUGAAUUUUCCAUUUUGGUUUUAAGCUGUUAGAACAUUACCACGGGUCCGUGAAGAGAAGUCUCUCUGGUGGACCGAACUUGUGCCUUAUGACAACUCUGCUUUAAAGAAUAACAACAGAAGUCACCCAGCCAUGAAUUCUAACGCGGGAACCUUCACCAUCAACGUUAACAAGACCAUGAGCUGGAACCCCAUUACGCUUGUAACUCAGGUCCAAGAAUGGGGCGACCCAAGGACGCGCGAUUACCCGCUAGUCAUGAACCCCAUGUUCGUCUUCCCACUCAUCAUGUUCUACCUCUACUUUGUGAAGGUUCUCGGCCCACGCUGGAUGAAGGACCGGCAACCAUUCGAGAUAACUAAUCUCAUCCGCUUCUACAACCUCGCGAUGGUGGUACUCAAUGCCAAGUUUUGCUACAUUGUGCUGUACGAGACGUACCUGCCCACUGGCCGCUACAAUAUUUGGUGCCAGGGCAUCACCGGCUACAUGGACGAGCGACUGGAAGAACAAUACCGCAAUGGGUGGUGGUACAUAGCCGUGCGGUACGCCGACCUUCUGGACACCGUCUUCUUCGUGUUGCGUAAGAAGUUCAACCAGAUUACGCAUCUGCACGUCAUUCACCAUACCAUCGUGGCGGUAAACUGCUGGUUCUGGGUUCUCUACGCCCCCGAAGGUCAACCGGCGCUAGGCCUGGCCAUAAACGCGUUCGUGCACGUGGUCAUGUACACGUACUACUUCCUGGCCACCCUGGGACCCACGGUGCAAAAGUACCUGUGGUGGAAGAAGUAUCUCACAACGCUGCAGAUUGUGCAGUUUGUCAUCUUCCUCGUACACAUGUCGAUUCCCCUGUUCGUAGACUGUGGCUUCCCGCGCCACCUCAUCCAUGUGGCGAAUGCGCAAACCGUGCUGGUGCUGAGCUUGUUCGUGAACUUCUACAUCAAGUCAUACAUGCGGGAAAAGGAGAACACAGCCUUGAGAAGGGCAAAGGCAGCGGCAAAGUACGAGGGAACAGCAAGCGGAGACGUUCGGACCGACACGCCAGCGAACACCGGAAACGGCAAAAAAAUUAACUGAUUUCGGACUGUAUUAAGAGACUUAGUUUUACAUUAGCAUGUACUGCAAGAAAAUGUAGCAGGCGAAAAGGUGAAGCAAGUUGGCGAAAUGUGCCUAAACUUCUUCGAAAAUUAUAGACAUCUGCUCGCAUGUCCUGAGCCGCUGCAGGAUAUCACGCGGAGGCUGUGUGGUACUUUUCGAACACUAAGGCUGUACAACGUGAGCGCACGAGUUACGUUACCCUCCGGCGCUUCGAGUCAGUAGUGUCGUGAAGAUCCUGUCUAGGCUUUGGUGACGAACAAUGUGCGCAAUGGAAAAAAGUUUUUUUUUGGCACUAGCCGGACUUUUAUAAGACAGUGUUUCACAUUCUCGCAGGUGCCGCGGAAACAUUUCACAAACUAAAGAUGAUUCCGAGUACCUUCAGUUUGAAACUCAAACUCUGGGAGAGGUGGCAUACCUCUGUAACGUAAUAAUAACACAGUUACAGAACUGAGCGUGAUAACGAGUGGUUGCUCGUUCUACUUCGCUCAAUGUGUCAUCACUAUUCUCUCUCUGUCGAUGCCGAUACGCAUCAGAUAUGCAUGAGCAUGGUUGUGGCGCCGGUACACGACGAGCUUAAUGCCUCUCGGCCUCUGCAGAGCGAUUCAAUCCUCCGAAUCUUCGUCCGGGGCCUUAGGCGUAAGUAGAGUCAUGCUGUGCGUGUGUCUAAGCGCCAGCUUAGCGAGAUUAAAGGAAGUUGCAGGGUUUCACGUCCGUUUUAUAUGUUACAAAAACACGCCGCACUUACUUGUUCUCUGACUCAUCAAACACCUGCGCCGCUGCGCCGCCCCCGCAGUUACGCGACUACGUCGACACCACUUAGACGCAACAGCGCCGCCCUCCAGUCCCCCAUCCGCCCCCUCCUCUCCAAAAAAGAAGAAAAUAAAACGCUUGUCUCCACACUG
This is a messenger RNA of Dermacentor andersoni, 2576 nucleotides long. RefSeq names its product very long chain fatty acid elongase AAEL008004-like. Gene Ontology annotation, cellular component: endoplasmic reticulum membrane. The record is from RefSeq and is a predicted model, not a curated record. Gene Ontology annotation, biological process: fatty acid elongation, polyunsaturated fatty acid; very long-chain fatty acid biosynthetic process; fatty acid elongation, monounsaturated fatty acid. Lineage: Eukaryota; Metazoa; Arthropoda; Arachnida; Ixodida; Ixodidae. Gene Ontology annotation, molecular function: fatty acid elongase activity.